AGGGCGAGCGCAGCGGGCGCGCGUCCCGCAGCCCCACGCCCCUGCCUCGCUCACCGCCCGCACCAUGAAGCACAUCCCGGUCCUCGAGGACGGGCCCUGGAAGACCGUGUGCGUGAAGGAGCUGAACGGCCUCAAGAAGCUCAAGCGGAAAGGCAAGGAGCCGGCGCGGCGCGCGAACGGCUAUAAAACUUUCCGAUUGGACUUGGGAGCGCCUGAGCCCGGCGGCGCCGCCACCAACGGGCUGCGGGACAGGACCCAGAGGCUGCCGGCGGUCCCGGCCCCGGCGCCCGAGGUCUUGGACGCGCGGAAACGCAGCUUCACCUUGGGCGCAGUGGGGCCAGGACUCCCCACGCCACCACCGCCGCCGCCUCCAGUGCCCCAAGGCCAGGCAUCAGGGGGUUCCGAGGCACAGCCUUUUCGGGAGCCCAGCCUGCGUCCCCGCAUCUUACUGUGCGCGCCGCCCGCGCGCCCGGUACCGUCUGCGCCCCCUGCACCCCCGGACUCCUCCGUGCGCCCUGCGCCCCCCACGCGCCCUGGGGAAAGUUCCUACUCGUCAAUUUCACACGCAAUUUACAAUAACCACCCGGAUUCCUCGGCGUCGCCUAGGAAACGGCCGGGCGAAGCGACCGCCGCCUCCUCGGAGAUCAAAGCCCUGCAGCAGACCCGGAGGCUCCUGGCGAACGCCAGGGAGCGGACGCGGGUGCACACCAUCAGCGCAGCCUUCGAGGCGCUCAGGAAGCAGGUGCCGUGCUACUCAUAUGGGCAGAAGCUGUCCAAGCUGGCCAUCCUGAGGAUCGCCUGCAACUACAUCCUGUCCCUGGCACGGCUGGCCGACCUCGACUACAGCGCCGACCACAGCAACCUCAGCUUCUCCGAGUGCGUGCAGCGCUGUACCCGCACCCUGCAGGCCGAGGGCCGUGCCAAGAAGCGCAAGGAGUGAGUGGCUGUGGGCCAGACGAGGAUGCCGCUGUGGGCCUCUGUGCCAUCAGGCCUGAGAAGGAGGUGAACCUGCCAAUCUGGCUUCGUGGUCAACAGGAUGCUUUCAGACGCUCUGCCCACCGCCCUCAGUGUGGACAGGAGCACACCUGACCCCUCGGCCUGCCCCACCCAUGCCUGGCCACUCCAUGGUGACUUCGCACUUUGCCUUCUGCCUGGCGGGGAGGCGAGAGCCUUUGCCUUGCUCGGUCCUGAGGCCCAUUAUCAGCUGCAGAAAUUCAUUGCCAAAGAUUCAACAGACACUGACCGGGAUGGGGUGACGACACCCCGCAGUGAAGGCCACACCAUCGCUCUGACUUUUCCUCAUCCUGGUGCCCGAGUCCCAUCUCUAACCAAAGACGGGUCAGCAGUCCCCCAGGGACUCAUGGAAGGGAUGGACCUUUGGUGACUGUUGGAAGCACUCGACCCUUGGACCUGGUGCCCUCUCUGCACCGGGCUCUGCACUGGCUAGGUGCAAGAAGAGCCUUCUGGGACUGUGAGAGGGAGGCUAGGGGUGCUUGGGAGACAGGGAGCCCCAACACCCACCUCCCACUGGCUGCCAGGACUCUGACCCUGGUCCUCAAUGUUCCCUGGGCCCAGGCUCCUCUUUGUGCCCUGAGGAUGACCGGCAGGGAGUAAGAGGGAAAGGAAGCAAUAGUACCCCAUCCCCUGCCCCAGGGACUUGCCCCAGGCCACCUGCUGAGGACCUUUGCCUCCCAGCCAGCCCUGCUGGCCACUCCUUGUCGGAGUCCAACCCUCAUGGCUGGGCAGACAAGAUGCCGCCUGCUUGGAGGCCCACGGUCCACUGGAGUGUGCAGGAGGGACAGGGAGAAAGGGACCAGGGGAAUGGGCCAGUGUGUAGGGAGGGGGCAGUUCAAAGUCAAGGCCUGCUCCUUCCUUGUGCUCAAAAGGCCAAAGCUGUUCACAUCUGUGCUCAACCAUCUACUUCAAAUUGAAGUAAAAGCCCCAACGU
Molecule: messenger RNA, 1948 nt
Organism: Tupaia belangeri chinensis (Chinese tree shrew)
Lineage: Eukaryota; Metazoa; Chordata; Mammalia; Scandentia; Tupaiidae
Gene: ATOH8
Product: atonal bHLH transcription factor 8
Exons: 3
Coding region: 65-940 (291 amino acids)
Biological process (GO): anatomical structure morphogenesis; positive regulation of transcription by RNA polymerase II
Cellular component (GO): nucleus
Molecular function (GO): E-box binding; DNA-binding transcription factor activity; protein dimerization activity
Source: RefSeq, a predicted model, not a curated record